This is a messenger RNA of Prunus dulcis (almond), 1635 nucleotides long. Its product is annotated as tRNA dimethylallyltransferase 2. Bases 8 to 1468 code for a protein of 486 amino acids. NCBI's taxonomy places the organism in Eukaryota, Viridiplantae, Streptophyta, Magnoliopsida, Rosales, Rosaceae. Gene Ontology annotation, cellular component: mitochondrion. The transcript has 10 exons. Gene Ontology annotation, molecular function: tRNA dimethylallyltransferase activity. Gene Ontology annotation, biological process: tRNA modification. The record is from RefSeq and is a predicted model, not a curated record.
GGGAGAGAUGGAGAGAGGCGUUGCUUCCAUUGAAACGCAGAGAACCCAAAACCCUGGACCCAGUGAAGAGAAGCCGAAGGUGGUGGUGAUAAUGGGACCCACAGGCUCAGGGAAGUCCAAGCUGGCCAUUGAUUUGGCAUCCCACUUCCCCAUUGAGGUCAUCAACGCUGAUUCCAUGCAGGUCUACAAUGGUCUGGAUGUUCUCACCAACAAGGUUCCACUGCAUGAACAAAAAGGAGUGCCUCAUCAUCUUCUUGGGACUGUAAGCCCAAACAUGGAGUUCACAGCUAAAGAUUUCAGGGACUUUUCCAUUCCUCUCAUCGAUGACAUCUUGUCUCGCAACUGCUUGCCAGUCAUAGUUGGGGGCACAAAUUACUAUAUCCAGGCUCUUGUUAGUCCAUUCCUUCUAGAUGACACAGUAGAAGAUAUGGAUGAAAGCUAUAUAGGUGAUCAACCAGAAGAUGGACAACCACAGGCUGGCCUGGUUGCUGAAGUAGACAGUUCCAGUUAUAAUUAUGACCAUCUUAAAGGCAUUGAUCCAAUUGCAGCAAACAGAAUCCAUCCAAAUAACCAUAGAAAAAUUAGUCAGUACCUUAGUCUGUAUGCUCAUCAUGGUGUUCUCCCUAGCCAACUUCUUCAGGGAAAGGCUGCUGAAAACUGGGGUCGAGUUGAUAAUUUCAGAUACAAUUGCCGUUUUAUAUGCGUGGAUGCUUCUCUCCCUGUGCUGGACCAAUUUGUGGAACAAAGAGUAGAUUGCAUGAUUGAUGCUGGUUUGCUUAAUGAAGUCUAUGAAAUUUUCACUCGGAAUGCAGAUUAUACUCGAGGUCUGCGGCAGGCCAUUGGGGUUCGGGAGUUUGAAAUUUUUUUGAGAGCUUACAUUACUGAAGCCAAUGAUGAAGCACAUAAUUUGAUAGAUGAGUCGAUGUCCUUGACGUCAGUAGACCUGCCUGAUAAGAUACUGAAGGAGAACAUGAGGGUAAUCCUUAAGUCCAUCAGUGACAGCCAACCCAAAAUUGCGCUAAACGAAGCUAUUGAUAAAAUGAAAAUGAACACCCGAAGACUAGUUCGUCGUCAGAAACGAAGGAUAAACCGACUGGAGGCAUUGUUUGGAUGGAACAUACAUUUCCUUGAUGCAACGAAAUUCAUAUUAUGCAAAUCAGAUGAUACAUGGGCUGCAGAAGUGGUUGGACCUGCAGUGGAAAUGAUUAGAUCUUUCCUUAAUUGGGAUGCGAGUUUGGUGCCUGAUUUGGAUACCUCAAACAGCAGUGGGAUGAAUGUGAUUCAGAGGGACUUAUGGACUCAGUAUACAUGCAAGGCUUGUGGUGACAAGAUCCUCAGGGGAGCGCACGAGUGGGAACAACACAAGCAGGGUCGUGGCCAUCGCAAACGAAUGUCUCGGCUAAAAAAGUCUCAAGGAUUUUUCUCAAUGGAGCAGCAGCGGCUGCCUCAACAUAGAGGCAGUAGUUAGAGAUCUCCAGUUUUCAUUCUAGUAUAACCCUGUUUUUUGACAUUUUAAGGACUAUAAAGAAAAAAGAAGGCGUAUAUUUUAGCUGAGAUGUAAUGGUUUGUAAUUCGCUCUACUGUGCCAGUGCAACAUUAGAAACUGUCAAUGCAAUGUAAUGGUUUGUAUUUCCA